Alosa sapidissima (American shad) is the source of this 2438-nucleotide messenger RNA. RefSeq names its product zinc finger and BTB domain containing 3 (gene zbtb3). The transcript has 3 exons. The coding region runs from base 408 to 2231 and encodes 607 amino acids. Gene Ontology annotation, biological process: regulation of transcription by RNA polymerase II. The record is from RefSeq and is a predicted model, not a curated record. Lineage: Eukaryota; Metazoa; Chordata; Actinopteri; Clupeiformes; Clupeidae. Gene Ontology annotation, molecular function: DNA-binding transcription factor activity, RNA polymerase II-specific; RNA polymerase II cis-regulatory region sequence-specific DNA binding; protein binding. Gene Ontology annotation, cellular component: nucleus.
GUCUCUGACGGAACAUAAACAUAGACGUACCUGCUCUUUACUAUCAAACCAGUAGAUGGCAGUAUAUGUCACGUUAUUGUGAUGCUACAUUGCUACACCCAACGAAGAAGAAGGUUUUCAGCGUAAAAUGUCGUUUUAACAGAGGACUGUAACAGUGAAAGGCAGACAUUGCUUGUACUGACUAACAUACACAGUUAAAUGUGUCGGGGUAUUUUUUAUACUUUUCCUGAAACAGCUUCCAUUCAAUUUUUUUUUCUAUGAAAGAAGACCAUACAUACACAUUUCCUUGGAAAUCUCAACUGUUGCUUGAGGCGGACGUCAAUUCAAGAGUAUAAGACUGCCCUCACAGAAAAACAGAGAAAUUCUCUUUGGUCUAUGUAGGAGUACUACUCUUUCGGCUGGUGCUGAUGGAGUUCCCAGAGCACAGUCAGCAGCUCCUGGCGAGCCUGCGCUCCCAGCAGCGGCAAGGCUUCCUCUGUGACUGUCUAGUGCAGGUUGGUCCUUUGCGCUUCCAAGCCCACCGUGCCGUACUGGCCUCCUGCUCCCCGUUCUUCCACAUGUUUUACUCUGAACACCCACUGGGCACCAGUGGCAGCUCCUCAGGGGCCCGAAGGGAAACAGUCGUCACCAUCAACGGUCAGAUCGUCACCCCGGCGGCCUUUGGGCUGCUACUGGAUUUCAUGUAUGAGGGGGUGCUGAAGCUUGCCGCCCACCCACCCCCGGAGGACGUACUGGCGGCGGCCAGCUUUCUGCACAUGAACGACGUGGUGCAGGUGUGCAAGAAGAGACUGCAGGGCCGUGGCCUGGCUGAAGCGGACAGCACCAGGGCUGAGGAGGUGGACGCGAAAGCUGCGUUUAAAGGACCUACAAGCGUAGUCACUGUCAGCUCUAGAGGUACUGUCGCCAGUGUGGGGACUAGUGGAAGUAGGGCACAGGAUGGUUCGCCUGGAGGGUCUUCCAAGGUGGUAGCAGUAACAAUGUCUGGACAAACGCCGGUGAGGUCACCUUACCACCAGUUUUCCUCUUUAAAGGCGGACACUCGGACGGUUAAUGUUCACAACAUUCAGGACGACAGCAGCAGUGGGACGGGCAGUCCAGAUUUAGCGGACACCACCCAGCCAGGCAUGGACUCUUUCCCUGCAGUAGGGGAAUUUGGUGCAGUCUCAGGCAGAAGAAAAGUACCAGUACGGACAGGAAAUCAGGAGUCUGCUCUCUCUAGUCCCUGCAGCACCACUGAAAUAUACUGCGGAACCAAUAGUACCCUAUCCUCCUCGUCUCUACAGCAACCUCAUCAACCCCUCAACAGCACAGAGAACCAGCCCGUCGGGUCAGCAGUGGUCACCGUGGCUCAUGCCGGAGAUGGCGGCAGACUCAGCCCUGUGCAAGACGGACACUCGGAGAGCAGCUCUGGUUCAGCACGUCGCUCGAGCCAGGGAGCUCCAGCCCUCGCUACACCUCCCCUGAAGAGUCCAGGCCUGGGCAGCGGCAACGGCACGUCCCCUCCUCACCGCCCAGAGGAUCGGGCGGAACCGGAGCCGAGGCAGGAUUUCGUGAGGGUGAGGGUGGGCAGCGCAAGCGCCCGGCCUCCGUCUCCGGAGAGGCGACGGGAAUCGGAUGAGGACGGGGUGAAGGUGAAGGUGGAGGCCAUCGUGAUUUCAGACGAAGAGUUGGAGGAAGCGGAAGGGGCGCGCGAGCGGAGUGGCACUGGAGCUCCGGAACUGUCCAGGGAGGCCAUGCAUUUUGACGACAGCAAUCCUGACAUGGAAGAAUUGGCCGGGACUCACUUCAUGGUCUCCAACCCUCUGGCGCACAUCUCUGAGCACCAGGAGCCUCUCUCCUUCCCCAUGUCGCCACAGGGUCAUAGUGCUUCCUCCUCAGACCCUGCGAGUUUUCCCGGCUCUCUCUUCCCGCAUGGGUCCCAUCACUCUGAGCACCAGGGUGUCUACUUCGAGGAAUUCCAAGACUCCCUCGGGAAUUAUGUGGAGGACGUGCCGACGUGCAGUACGUGCGGAAAGACCUUCUCCUGUGCUUACACGCUCCGGAGGCACGCCAUCGUCCACACGCGAGAGCGGCCCUUUGAGUGUCGCUACUGCUAUCGUAGUUAUACGCAGUCAGGCGAUUUGUAUCGGCAUAUUAGAAAGGCGCAUGAUCAUGACUUGCCAGCAAAACGCCAGCGGGGGGAGAACGACCCCGGGGGAGAUGAUCUGACCCAGCCUCCACCGCAGACGUAACGUCUACCAAAUCACUGCACAGCUGUCCACAAGACAUAGACACAAUGGAUCCCUUAAUGUUCAUGUGUGUCUGUUUUAUCUUCAGAUGAAAUGUAGUUCAAACUCUUUAUUAUGGUGUCACAAAGCAGCCUUGCUCACAUCAACAGUAGGUGUGUUUUUAGUGUAUUUGACUUGCACCCCAUUAAACAAUGACCUGAAAGCGGAGAA